AUGGGUCUUCCCCAACCGAGGCUUCCUCCACCAGCUCUGCCGGCUGGACCAGCAGCUGCGGGGUGCAGGCCGGAGCUGAGGGGCCAGAACUGGUCCUUACUCCCUGCCACAGGGCUCUGCCACUUUGUCACCCUGGCGCUGGCCCUGCUGGUGCUGCUGGAGGCUCUGGCCCAGGUGGGUACCCAGAAGAUGGUAAGAGACCAGUGUGGGGUCCGCCCUAGAGCCCACAGCUCCAUGCGCUUCCUCCUGCUGCCUGCACCCCCUCUCAGCCACUGUCUCCAGUUCUCACAGAAACAGCAUCAAGCAUGCAGAGACAGGCGGCUGGAAGCCGGGAGCAAAAAGUGCCCGUCAGAGAAGACCUCAGCCUGGGCCAGAUACCCCCACAGGAUGGACUCGCUGCAGAAACAGGACCUCCGGAGGCCCAAGAUCCACGGGGCAGUCCGCGUGCCCCCCUACCAGCCACCCACGCUGGCCUCACUGCAGCGCUUGCUGUGGGUCCAUCGGGCUGCCGUGCUGAGCCACAUCAACGAAGUCUGGCCCAGCCUCUUCCUGGGAGAUGCGUACGCAGCCCGGGACAAGAACAAGCUGACCCAGCUGGGCAUCACCCACAUCGUGAAUGUCGCCGCAGGCAAGUUUCAGGUGGACACAGGUGCCAAGUUCUACCGUGGAAUGCCCUUGGAGUACUAUGGCAUUGAGGCUGAUGACAACCCCUUCUUCGACCUCAGUGUCUACUUUCUGCCCGUUGCUCGAUACAUCCGAAGUGCCCUCAGCAUUCCCCAAGGCCGCGUGCUGGUACACUGUGCCAUGGGGGUGAGCCGCUCUGCCACGGUUGUCCUGGCCUUCCUCAUGAUCUGCGAGAACAUGACGCUGGUGGAGGCCAUCCAGACAGUGCAGGCACACCGGGAUAUCUGCCCCAACUCAGGCUUCCUCCGGCAGCUCCAGGUUCUGGACAACCGACUGGGGCAGGAGACGGGGCGGCUGUGACCUGGUGGGCAACCAGGAACCCUGACCCUCCAGCCAGCAUGGCCCACCCAACCAGCCUGGCCCUGGGGACCGUGCUUCCACUGACCUUGAGAUGUAAAUAGCAAGUGGGGGCUUAGCUGAGGCAGAGGCAGGGAGAGCUGGGUGGUGACCUUUAGCAGGUGGAUCUCCCUGACCCAAUCCAAAGAUUCUUUAUGCAGAAAAGAGUUCAGUCUGUCUCUAUAAUAAAAGGUUCAUCAUAAUAAAGA
Messenger RNA from Physeter macrocephalus (sperm whale), 1229 nucleotides. RefSeq names its product dual specificity phosphatase 13B (gene DUSP13B). Gene Ontology annotation, cellular component: cytoplasm. Gene Ontology annotation, biological process: negative regulation of MAPK cascade; protein dephosphorylation. The transcript has 6 exons. Lineage: Eukaryota; Metazoa; Chordata; Mammalia; Artiodactyla; Physeteridae. Bases 1 to 984 code for a protein of 327 amino acids. Gene Ontology annotation, molecular function: MAP kinase phosphatase activity; protein tyrosine/serine/threonine phosphatase activity. The record is from RefSeq and is a predicted model, not a curated record.